CCGUCCGGAGCCAGAGCAGAGCAGACGGACGCCUCCCUCCUGCCGCUGAGGAAGGAAGGAAAGAAGGAAGUCGGUCGGGCAGCGAUGGGGUCUCCCGCGAGGGGCUUGGCCUUUCUCUUCUUCUUCUUCUUCUUGCUGGCGGGGCCGCCCUUGGCGCCGGGGGCGGCGGAGGGGCCUCCAGGCGAGUUCUUCUUGUUACAACAGAGGCCCGAGUGCUUCUUCUCCAACGGGACCGGCGGUGCUGGCGGAGAGGAACCCCAGGUGCUCCUCCUGAACCGGCUGAUCUACGACCGGCGGGAACUGGUCCGCUUCAACAGCACCCUGGGACGGUUCGUGGCCCUCGCGCCCAUGGUGGAGUCCUACGUGGACAGGUUGAACCGGGACCCAGAUGAGCUGCGGAGAUUUAUGUCCGGCGUGGACGUCUUCUGCCGACACAACUACGGCAUCUUCGACCCCUUCGCCCUCGGCAGGAAGAUUCAGCCCAAGAUGAGGAUCACCAGCGACUACAGGGCCUCCUCUCGCUACACUUUGCUGAUUUGCUUCGUGGACAGCUUUUUUCCAGUCAAGAUCAAAAUCAGGUGGUUCAGGAAUGGGAAGGAGGAAAAAGGGGACCAAGUGAUGACUUCGGGCCUCAUCGACAACGGAGACUGGACUUACCAGAUGCAUGAGAUGCUGGAGACACAGCCGGAGAAGGGAGACGUCUACGCCUGCCAAGUGGAGCACACCAGCUUCGCCAGCCCUGCCUCCAUCGAGUGGAGGCCUCAGUCAGACUCUGCCAAGAGCAAGAUGUGGACGGGGGUUGUGGGGCUGGUCCUGGGGGUGGUCUUUGUGGCUGCGGGGCUCACCCUCUACUUCAAGAAAGCCCUCAGGCGAUUUUGGCCCUGAUUGGACCCUUCUCCUUUUACUUCCCACUUGGCUGUGCCGUGCCCCAGACCACAGUGGGACUCAUGGAAUAGAUUCGGCUUCCUUCCUUUGCCAAAGAAGACCCCGCUUCCCUCCUCCCUGCCAUCAGCCUUGGCCCGGCUCCACGGGCGCAAACAUCCAAAGAUGGACCCAGCAGUGGUCCGUCCUCCUCCUUCGCUUGCAUUCCUUUGGAGGCCUUUUCUGGAAGACGGGCUGCAUCUUGGAGUGGCCUCGGCUCUCUUUCAUUGCAAAGGGGGGCUUCCUUGGGGAUGGGGGGGGGGUAAAUUUAGAGAAUCUUAUUGGAGAGAAAGGCUUGCUGGUGGAAACCCCCUCCUCGUCCAAGGGGAGUCCUCUUUGAUCCCAGUGCUGCCCUGUUUCUCCUGCGGCACCAAAGGCCCUCCUUUGGCAAAUGGCACUGCAAAUCCCCCCUGCUUCCCAGAGCUAGCAAGACUCUUUUUGUAGCCGCAAACUGUGAUCACAAUUUUUCUCUGUGCCUCUGUCAAUAAAGAGAUGCCUUCUCCUUC
Molecule: messenger RNA, 1427 nt
Organism: Anolis sagrei ordinatus
Lineage: Eukaryota; Metazoa; Chordata; Lepidosauria; Squamata; Anolidae
Source: RefSeq, a predicted model, not a curated record